CGUAGUCAAGCAUCUACCUUCUCGACGACGACGACGUGCUGACCCCAUUGAACGCUACACUAACGGAGACGUUAAUUAAGAAUUCGUCGUCUGUCUUCCGUCUCAAAGAUGUUACUGUUAUUUAAUGAUUUUCUUAGAAAGUAAGCUAUUAAUUCCCAACGGCCAAGAUUGAGUUAAAUAAAUCGACGGGUGAGAUUGAAUCUGUAUCAAACGCUCUUAUUUAGAGAGAGGUAUGACUGAAAGAGACUUUUCGUUUUCUUCUCCGUUUCUCGCUCAUCGCUUACUGAAACCAGAAACAAGUUUAGGGUUUUUGCGGAGGUUUCAAAGUUAACAAUGGCGGAAGAGCACAAGCACGAGGAAUCGAUCAUGGAGAAGAUCUCUGAGAAGAUCCAUGGUCACGAUGACUCUUCUUCUUCUUCUUCCGAUUCGGAUGACGAUAAGAACUCUGCGUCUCUCAAAACCAAGAUUUAUCGUCUUUUCGGAAGAGAACAGCCUCUUCACAAGCUUUUCGGUGGCGGAAAACAUUCAGAAAAUCAGGAUAUAAACGAACGAUUUGGUUUGGUGUUUGCUGCUGCCGACAUUUUCCUGUGGAGGAACAAGAAGGUAUCAGGAGGAGUAUUGGGUGCUGCAACUGUUUCCUGGAUCUUAUUCGAGUUACUUGAGUACAAUCUUCUCACACUCUUCGGCCACAUUUCAAUUCUUGCUCUCGCAGUAUUGUUCUUGUGGUCUAGUGCUAGUACCUUCAUUCACAAGUCACCUCUUCAUAUCCCUGAAGUUCACAUCCCCGAGGAUGUUGUUCUUCAGCUUGCUUCUGGAUUAAGGAUUGAAAUCAAUCGUGGAUUUACUGUUCUUAGGGACAUUGCAUCAGGAAGAGAUCUUAAGAAGUUUCUGUUGGUGAUUGCUGGUUUAUGGGUUUUGUCCAAAGUUGGUAGCUCCUGCAACUUCUUGACCUUAAUCUACAUCGCAACUGUACUUCUCUUCACGAUUCCCGUGCUUUACGAGAAGUAUGAAGAUAAAGUAGAUGACUUUGGUGAAAAGGCGAUGAGGGAGAUCAAGAAGCAAUACGUGGAGUUCGACGUGAAGGUUUUGAGUAAGGUGAUGAGCAAAAUUCCUAAAGGAGCCUUUGCCUUUAUCAAGAAGAAAGAUUAGAGAGUGUGUAAGUUUCUCUCAUCAUCAUUAUCCGAGAUUAUUCAAGAUUGAUAUAUAAAUCUCGAAGCAUUGUUUUUUUGGCUGUUGGUUAAUAACCCUUUAUUCUCUCAAAUAUCUGCUAUAUGGAUUUUAUUCGGGUUUUAACCAAAUUUUAUAGCAAUAUUGAAUCUGAUUGAAAUUUGAAUUGAUCCUUUUUUCGGAUACCAUGGUCGUCAUGAAUGUUAUUAUGAUAAAUCUUUAAAUAUUCCGAACUUAAUUUAAUGUUUACAGAAGUUGAUUGUUUUGUAAAGAAAUUGAUUGUUUCUGCCAUUGAUUUCGCAAAGUUGGUUAGAACUAUGAAUUCGUAGAAUGUUUACAGUUUUUUCCUAAGAUUUACAUGUUGCACUGAUUUUGGUGUCAUCUUUCACAUUGUUAUUUAUCUCCGUUUUCCAUAAAGUGUAUUUAAAUAAAUGAGUUCCCCUAGUUUUAGUGCAAGUGUGCAACCAUUAAUGUAAAACGUAGACAUAUGUAGAAGUUU
Messenger RNA from Arabidopsis thaliana (thale cress), 1666 nucleotides. It is a transcript of the gene RTNLB3, whose product is annotated as Reticulan like protein B3. The transcript has 6 exons. Lineage: Eukaryota; Viridiplantae; Streptophyta; Magnoliopsida; Brassicales; Brassicaceae. Gene Ontology annotation, cellular component: endoplasmic reticulum membrane; vacuolar membrane. Gene Ontology annotation, biological process: response to bacterium. Bases 334 to 1149 code for a protein of 271 amino acids. The record is from RefSeq and is marked reviewed.